AUGGAAACAGGAGAACAGGAAAUAAAGGGAAAGAAGGGAAACAAGAGACAGAAUGGAGGGACACGGACGGGAGGAACAGACGGGAGGAGGACAACAGGAGAACGGAGGAGGACAACGACGGGAGGAGACAGGGGGAGGAGGACAACAGGGGAGGAGACAACAGGAAGGAGGAGGACGAGGAGGACAACAGGACGGGAGGAGGACAACAGGAGAACGGGACGGGAGGACAACAGGACGGGAGGAGGAGGACGGAGGGAACAGGACGGGGGAGGGAGGAGAGGACAACAGGACGGGAGGAGGACAGGACGGGAGAGGACAACGACGGAGGAGGACAACAGGACGGGAGGAGGACAACGACAGGAGGAAGGGGACACACGGGGGGACGACAAGGAGGAUGGGAGGAUGACAUGGACGAGAACAGGGAAACAGGAGAAUGGGAAAAUCAGAGAACUUAUGAGGGGAACAUAA
This is a messenger RNA of Suillus bovinus, 468 nucleotides long. RefSeq lists its product as uncharacterized. The transcript has 2 exons. NCBI's taxonomy places the organism in Eukaryota, Fungi, Basidiomycota, Agaricomycetes, Boletales, Suillaceae. The coding region runs from base 1 to 468 and encodes 155 amino acids. The record is from RefSeq and is a predicted model, not a curated record.